This is a messenger RNA of Phanerochaete carnosa HHB-10118-sp, 807 nucleotides long. RefSeq lists its product as uncharacterized. The record is from RefSeq and is a predicted model, not a curated record. Gene Ontology annotation, molecular function: histone acetyltransferase activity. Bases 1 to 807 code for a protein of 268 amino acids. NCBI's taxonomy places the organism in Eukaryota, Fungi, Basidiomycota, Agaricomycetes, Polyporales, Phanerochaetaceae. Gene Ontology annotation, biological process: regulation of DNA-templated transcription. The transcript has 3 exons.
AUGCCACCGCCGCCACCACCACCUGAUCUGAAUGUAGAUGAAUCACCUGUAGCCGAAUCCUCGACAAGGCCUCUGCGGUCGUCGCUGCAGAAAGUUACACCGGCUCCUUCCGCUUCACCAGCUCCCUCUACUCCAUUACCCACGGCACAUCCUGAAAACUACCUGCGAAUACGAUAUAUCCGGUUCGGCGAGUUUGACAUACAGACAUGGUUCGAUGCGCCAUUUCCAGAGGAGUACAUGACUAUACCUGACGGCCGCCUCUGGAUAUGCGAGUUUUGCCUCAAGUACAUGAAGAGCAAGUUCAACGCAUAUAGGCAUAGGCUGAAAUGCAAGAUGCGACAUCCUCCUGGAGAUGAAAUUUACCGCGACGGCGCGGUAGCCAUCUUCGAAGUUGACGGGCGAAAGAACAAGAUAUACUGCCAGAAUCUAUGUCUCCUGUCGAAGAUGUUUCUCGACCACAAGUCCUUGUUCUAUGACGUGGAGCCAUUCCUGUUUUACGUGAUGACGGAAGUGGACGAUGUAGGGGCUCGAUUCGUCGGCUACUUCAGCAAAGAGAAACGUAGCCCGAAAGACUACAACGUGAGCUGCAUUAUGACACUCCCUGUGCGUCAGCGCCAAGGUUGGGGUAAUCUUUUGAUCGACUUCAGUUAUCUCUUGUCGAAAAAGGAACACAGGACUGGUUCGCCUGAGAAGCCGCUCUCUGCCCUCGGCGCGCUCGGAUACCGGAACUAUUGGACUUUGGCUAUAAUGCGUUUUCUUCGCAUAACGCCGGGAAGCCCACGCUUGGAAGGUAUGCCCAGAACGUGA